UUGGUGGGUGAAUCCGACUGAAAGAAAUUGGUAAACAUCACGUGAGUUGACCCGUUCAUCCCAAGUUUCCCAACAAAGAGAAGAAACAUAGAAGCAAAAAUACAAUUUCUCUCCUCCAUACCAACGCAGCUUUCAUACUAUGUCGACUUCUCAAGCAAUUAAAAGCAAAAACGUUGGGUACACUCAUUUUGUAUCACUUCCAUUGACCUUGCCGGAUGAAAUGGUCACCAAGCUCAACAACUUUAAGAAUUCGCUUCUUCAAACUAAUAAAGGUUUGGGAAUUGACAAAUCCAUUCUUAUUAAGCCAAAUACAUUACACUUGACUGUGCAAAUGCUGAAGCUUUCGAAUACUAGUCGAAUUGAAGUUGCUGCUGACGUUUUGCGGAGGGUCUCACCAAAAGUAAUGGAUGCUUUGGAGCAACGUCCUGUGUAUAUAAGAUUGAAGGGUUUGGAAUGCAUGAAAGAUAGAGGUACUCGAGAAAAAGCUUAUGUUGUACAUGCUCCUCUGGAAGUAAUUGGUGGUAUACCCAGACUUAAACGUGCCUGUCGGGUGAUAAUUGAUGCGUUCGUUGAAGCUGGUCUUGUUCUUGAAAAGGAUGCAAACCGUGGGUUACUGUUGCAUGCCACAAUAAUGAAUGCGGGAAAUAGAAAAAGUAAAACAUCAGGAAAAACUGAGCCUUUUGAUGCACGAACAAUUUUUGCUCAAUAUGGCAAAGAAGAGUGGGGAGAGUGUUAUAUCCGUGAAGCUCAUCUUUCACAAAGGUUUGUCUACGAUGACAAUGGUUAUUUCCAUUGCUGUGCUUCCAUCCCAUUCCCUGAAGAAAAGCAGGGUGCGUUUCCUACGAUGAAAAACUUUUUUCAGAAAAUGUUUUCUUGAAAAAUAUGUUCUACGGCAAAACAAGUGAUCAUUUCACAUUUUCUGGUGUGUGUUACAUGUAGUUAAUAUAUGACAUAUGCUUGUAUAAAAAAUUGUUUGAUGGAUCGAUGACAUUAUAUACAGUUUCUUAGUUUGUACACACUUGGACGCUAUCUACAGCUUUUCGGAUAAUCAUUUUUUGUUACCCCCUGUAUUGUGUUGUAGUAUUAGCUUAAAAACAAUAUUAUCUAGUGUUAAAAGUAUAUUGUAUUGCAUGAUUAAAUCCA
Messenger RNA from Solanum pennellii, 1143 nucleotides. RefSeq names its product activating signal cointegrator 1 complex subunit 1-like. Lineage: Eukaryota; Viridiplantae; Streptophyta; Magnoliopsida; Solanales; Solanaceae. The record is from RefSeq and is a predicted model, not a curated record. The transcript has 8 exons. Bases 140 to 877 code for a protein of 245 amino acids. Gene Ontology annotation, biological process: DNA alkylation repair; regulation of DNA-templated transcription. Gene Ontology annotation, cellular component: nucleus.